Paramecium sonneborni is the source of this 2346-nucleotide messenger RNA. The record is from the annotation of a GenBank genome assembly. NCBI's taxonomy places the organism in Eukaryota, Ciliophora, Oligohymenophorea, Peniculida, Parameciidae.
AUGAAAGUGGAAGUUUUUAGUGUGUAAACAAUAUCUGAAAACGGUGCCCUUUGUUUGCUAUUAAUUUUAGAAUAGAAAAACCAUAAAUUAUAGAUAAUGUUAGAUUGUGGAUUGAAUUAAAGAUUGGAAUGUAAUCAUCUAAAGCAUUAUAUGAAUAAAAUAUAGAAAGUAAUUUAGAAAUAUAAAUUAGUCAAAAUUAGUGUUGCUAUCAUAACCAUCAAUUGAAUAUGCUGGAGGUUUGCCUUUAAUAUCAGAAUUCUAAAUAAAGACAUUAUCUACAAGUCCAAUAAUUGAAUUUGGUGUUAGAAAUUUUGUUGAUCAAUUGAUUCAUUUAUAAUAAGCAUUUCUAAAAAAAGAGGUUUUGGAGGAUGAUUUUAAAUAAGAAUGGAAAAGAUUAUUAGAUGCUGCAGAUGAUGCAUAUCGUCAAAUAAAGCCUUUAAAAUUUGGAUAGAAUGAAACAAUGAUGUUUGAAAAUGGAUUAUUUUAAGUAACAGUUUGUCCAAUAAGAGCAGGAAAAGUAAUUGGAGCAUGUGCUUGGAAAAUUUAAGUUAAUACAUUAAAUAUAAUUUACAUUACAGAUUAUAAUAUGAUAAAAGAAUUACAUAUAGAUUCUUUAAAUAUAGAACGAUUAUUAAUUAAGAAUUAAAAAUAAUCAUUACUUCAUAGAGAGAUUAUUGAUUUACUAAUUUUAGAGAAUUAUCCAAAAGAAACAAUAUAACCUAUAAGUAAUUAAUAGGUGACAUAAUCUUAAUAUUUUAUUAAGACUAAAAUGGAAGAAGAGUUGAGUUAGUAUCAUAAAAAAUAAUAAGGGUAAUUAAUAUUUGCAUUUUAUCCAAAUGAAAGAAUUUUAGAGGGUAUUAAGUCACUGCAUUAAAUUUUUAAAGAAAAUGAGAAGUAUGUAGGAAUGAAAUGGGAUAUAAAUGUUUUAUAUCUAGAUUUAGUAGAUAAGGCAAGAGCAUUUGGAGAAUUUCUGUGUUGGGAUAAUAUUUAAUCACUAAAUUAUGAUAAUUAAUCAAAAAUUAAAUCAUAAAUUAUACUUACAUCCUAUAAUAAUCUUUUUUCUGGUCCUUUCUAUUAAGAAAAUUUAUUAAUUGAUCCAAAUAAUACAAUAAUUAUUUUUGAUAAACCUCCAUGUUUAAUUAAUGAGAAUAUGGGAAAGAUAAGAAAGAAUUUUGAGUUAAAUCUUUAAGUUAAAGAAUCAUAUUCAAUAAAUUUAAAUUAUAUUAGAAAGUAAAUUUAAUAAUUAAAUUAAUUUAGAUUAUUAUUAAAAACAAAUGAAAAAGAAAAUAAAUUAAUAUCAAAUGCUCCUAGUACAACAUUCAUUCCUGGUAGUUCAACAGAUUUAGUAGAAACUUAAAGUGUCGACAUUGGCAAUUAAAAAACAGAUGAUCAAUUUUCAGUUUUGAGUGAUCCAAAACCUAAUCUUGAACCUUUAUAUGAUAAAAAUAUAUACAAAUAACAUAAUUAAUUGUAUUUUGUAGAUGAUGAAAUUAAAGGUAAUAUUAUUUUAAAUAUAUAUAAGAAUAAAUUUAAUUUACAACUGCACAAUUAGAUAAACCACUUAGACCUAUGUAAUAAUUACAUUAAAGAGAUGAUUAUGGUUCAGAAAUACCUAAAUAUGUUAAAUUAUUGAAAACUAAAAGGAGAUAAUAGAUUGAAACAUAAACUUAAUAAAUGGAAGAAGAAUAAGAUGCAGAAAAUGAAAAGAAUAAAUUAUAAGAGGCAACUUUUGCAUUACCUAAUAUAAAUAAAAUUUAGAAUUUAAAAAUGUUAACAGUUUAAGCUAUGGUAUCUGUUAAAUAAAUACCUUAAAAUUUAAGAAAUGCUUAAAUGCUUUUAGAAUAUUUAAAUCCUUAAAAUCUUUUAAUUUUAAAUCCAAGUACAAAACCUAGAUAAAGUGGAGUAUAAUUGGCAGUAGCAAAAUAAAGUUAAGCUUAAUCACUUAUUUCAUUAAAUGAUGGAUAAAACUUACCUUUUGUUGAAAUGUCUGAAAAAUAGAUUGAGAUAAGAUCAGCAAUAUAAGUUAAAGGGAAAUUAGAAGUAAAAAUCUUUAGAAAUACCCAGACGAUGACAUAAAUUUUAAAAUUGGUAGCAACGUAAAAUAAAAAACCAAAUUGUCAUUAGAAUAUAUAGUUGUUGACAUUAUAUGAAGAAUUAAAAAAGAGAGGAGAUUUAAAAUUGGAAUUAGGAUUUUGUUAGAUUAGUUUAAAUAAUGGUUAAGUGAUAGUGAGUAAAACUAAAUAAGGAUUUAAAGUAGAGGGAUAUUUUAGUAAUUUAUACAAAGAGGUGAGAAACUUGAUAAAGACAUUAAAUAUCUGAUUUGAUAUAGUUAUGAAAUAAACGCAU